Molecule: messenger RNA, 805 nt
Organism: Dioscorea cayenensis subsp. rotundata (Guinea yam)
Lineage: Eukaryota; Viridiplantae; Streptophyta; Magnoliopsida; Dioscoreales; Dioscoreaceae
Product: dolichyl-diphosphooligosaccharide--protein glycosyltransferase subunit STT3A-like
Exons: 6
Coding region: 16-615 (199 amino acids)
Cellular component (GO): membrane
Molecular function (GO): oligosaccharyl transferase activity
Source: RefSeq, a predicted model, not a curated record
UACCAAACAACUGCAAUGGCCAAUCACACGGUCAUUGUUGAUAACAACACAUGGAACAACACCCAUAUUGCAACUGUUGGCACUGCCAUGUCUUCACCUGAGAAACCAGCUUGGGAGAUCUUUAAUUCCUUGGAUGUUAAAUAUGUUCUUGUUGUUUUCGGAGGUCUUGUUGGCUACCCAAGUGAUGAUAUCAACAAAUUCCUCUGGAUGGUUCGCAUUGGAGGUGGUGUAUUUCCUCACAUCAAAGAACCUGAUUACCUUAGAGAUGGCCAAUACAGAAUUGAUUCUCAUGCAACUCCAACAAUGCUAAAUUGCCUCAUGUACAAGCUCUCCUAUUACAGGUUUGUGGAGACAGACGGCAAAGGAUUUGAUAGAGUUAGAAGGACAGAAAUUGGAAAGAAGUACUUCAAGCUGACCCAUUUUGAAGAGGUAUUUACAACACAUCAUUGGAUGGUCCGAAUAUAUAAAUUAAAGCCUCCGAAGAACAGGAUCGAGGGAAAACCAAGAAACUUAAAUCAGCAUCCAAAACUUCUACAAGCAGUCAAAGAACAGGUGGGCAAUCCAAGAAAAAUCCAUGGCAAUUAUGAUUUCUCAAGAACUAGAUUAGGGUUUUAGAGGAAUGAAUGAAACUUCGGAGAGGGAUAUGGCGCAUAUAUAUACAUGCUGGAAGUUUUUUUUAUUUUUCGAAAUGACUUCUCAUUGAAGAUUUUGUAGUAGUUUUGUUCUCCUAUUGUAUACUUUUUCCCAAUUAUUAUUGGCAUAACAAAGAAAAAUAUGUGACCAUGCUGCAAAAUUCUAAAUUAGA